UCAUCGCGGACGUUCGUUUGGGUGAUCUCUUGAGUGACAGUUUUUAUUUUUUUUUUAACGAAUCGUUUAAAGAACGUGCGAUGAACGAGGAUGAACGAGUGGUGAUGAUUCCUUUGUGGAACUGAACAAUGUUGCGAGUUUCGAUAAGACGAGAAGAAGAAGCAAAGUAAAACUUUCGUCGUUUAAAGGAGGAAACGUUAGUGAGUGAUAGAUAGAACGACGAGGCGAACGAUGCACUUGUUUAUAUCCGACCGAUAAUUUAACGAGUUUACACACACGCACACGACACACAUAUACACGCACAUACACACACGCGCACGCACACACAUACACACACACAAAGGACUACACGAAGAGAGGAGCCGUUCAGAGACAAAAAAAAAAAAAAAAAAAAGAGUUACCAGUGCGUGGAUAAAAGUGUAUUCAAAGUGUUCUCGAGGGGUAACCCGUGGCUGGACGUUUGGCAGGCAAGCGUUCUCGGUCUGGUGAGGGAGCCAGGGCCGAGGCGGGUGCAGGCAUGCGGCGGACCUGACUCAACCGAGCUAGCGUGUUGCAGAAGUGGCCAAUCCAUCAGCCGGGCGUACGAUAAUCGUACGAUGAUGCCGCUCGCGCCGACGCCAAUUGUUCCUGUGCCCUCGAAGCCGAAGAUCGGCUUCAGCAUCGACUCGAUCGUCGGCGGUGGUGGGCAGGGGCGGGAUGAUCGCUUGGACCGUUUGGAGCGGGUCGAGAUCGAGAGAGACGAUGGGAGCCCCAUGGACGUGGUCGAGGGUUCCUCCUCCCCCCGCGCGCGCAGGGUUACCACGAGAUCGCCCGGCGCCCAUUCCGAGGGAUCCGACCGUCCCGUCUCCCGGAGCUCCUCCGUCGAGUCUUACCCCAACUCGCGGAGGACGCCGUCGCAUCCGGGCGGCCACCAUCACCAUCACGCGAACAACCACCACGGCCACCAUCAUCAUCUGUCCGCCGCGACGCACCUCGACUUCGGCCGCGCAACGGUGCACAGCCACAGCGGGGGAUCGACGCCCAACAACAGCCCGAGCCCCCCUCACAGGAUAUCGCACGGGGACUCCCCGGUCGGCGCCCACCCCCAACCACCGCCAGGGGUCGUCAGGCCCAGCCCCAACUAUCUCGCGCCACCGCCCGGCGCGGCGACCGCGGCCGCUGUCGCCGCCGAACAAUUGAAGUCCCUUUACGGGCUGCCCGGCCACGGGCCGGCCGGGCCCCAAACGGGCCAGACCGAGUACCAUACGCAACAGCAAUUAGCCCUUGCCGCGAAUUUGGCGGCGGCCCAACAUUUCCAAGCUGCCAAUCUGGCUGUGGCCCUCCAGGCGCAUCAUGGCGCGUCGCCCCACGGCCCACCCCACGGCCCGUAUCCCCAUGGCGGUGCGCCUGGCGGGCCCCAUCCACCGCCGCAUCCUCAUCAGCCGCCCAGGGACAGCUAUCCGCUUUACCCUUGGCUGCUCUCCAGGCACGGAAGGAUCUUCCCUCACAGAUUUCCUGGAGGUCCCGACAUACCAGGCUUUCUCCUCCAGCCAUUCAGGAAGCCGAAGAGAAUAAGGACGGCCUUCAGCCCCAGUCAGUUGCUGAAGCUGGAGCACGCGUUCGAGAAAAAUCACUACGUCGUCGGCGCGGAGAGGAAGCAGCUGGCGCAGGCGCUCUCGUUGACGGAAACGCAGGUGAAGGUAUGGUUCCAGAACCGACGGACGAAGCACAAGCGGAUGCAGCAAGAGGAGGAGGCGAAAGCGCAGCAGCAAUCUGGGGGCGGUGGAGGCGGAGGUGGUGGCGGCGGUGGAGGGGGCGGGAACACGAACAACAAUUCCAACAAUAAGAACACCCAUCACGUGAGCAAAUGGCAACAGGAGACCGGAGAUUAUCACCACGAGGAGGAGGAGGAAGAGGAGCACAUCGAUCCGGAGGCGGAGGAGUGUUCUAGCGGCUCGGAGGCGUAGCUAGACGUUCUCUGCCUGGACUAAGGUGCCAGGAAUUGCGUCUGACCGACGAUGAACGAUUGCUCGAAUUUGUGGCAACCGUGGUUCGAUCAUGAUCGACAAGAAGAAUAUAAGACCCCUAUGGAGAAAGGAAAACCUUUUGGAUUUUGUUGUACUGUGCGAUGGAAUUGCCGGAAUUGCCCGGCUUGCCCGUGUAAAAAUUUGGAAUCGCGGGGGUGUAAAGCCAAGGAACAGGAUGUAUCGAGACGAAAUCGAGAAUCUUUUUUGGAAUUGCCGGAGAAGAAAUUUUUUUUUUUUAUCGUGAACAUCCAAAGAACGUCGCAGUGAAAAGUGUAGAGAGUUCUCGAAUUUGAAAAGAUUGGGGAUUGAAACAAAAACAAAACAAAACAAAACAAAACAAAAACUUCGAUGGAACGGCUGGAGUUGCCGAACGAUACUUAGUGCGAGUGAUCGAAAUCUCGAGAAUUGUCGGUGGAAAUGGAAAAAUUUCUUGCCGAUCGACCAGAAAUUGUAUAAAAAAAAAAUUGUCGAUAGUGAGAUCGCGCGUGUGUCACAAUCUUAGGAAGUGAGUGUUACACGAGGUCUCGAUUGUCUUGCAAUUCAGCAGACUGCUCAAACAAUUAGAGAGACUUGUGGAAUUGUCGAAAUUCCAGAAAAGAAUGCAUCGAGGGAAGAUGUAACGGGACGGAAAGCGGCGGAUAGAAGAGGCUAGGGAAGAUGUAAAGGAUCGGAACCAAGGACAAUUCGAAGGAAUUGUCGAGGAAUUGCGCGUUUCCAAAGAUCGCAAAAGUGAAUGAGCGAAUGAGCAGCGCGCGACGUUGGAGCGCGCGUGGAUAAGCUCAUGAUCGUUCGAUCGUGGAAUUGCCGAUGUUUCUCCAUCGAUCGGCAAUUCCACUAGUCGUCGUUGGACGACGACGGAAGACUGCACUUUGGCAAGAUCCCUUCGUUGGCAAGACUGACAUAUAGCUCACCCUCGUAUCCCCCUCGUCGAAAGCGAUCGAAGAAAAAAAGAGAGAGAGAGAGAGAGAAAAAGAAAAACGUGACCAGACUUUCCAAGACGAUCGAAGGAAUUGCGCAACUUCGUUUUUCGAAGUUUGUGCGCGGAAGCUGGAUUAAUGGAGGCAUUGUUUCCCCCUAGAGCCGAGGCCAAAUGGACCGGUUUCCGGCGGAAGCUCGAGCUUCAACGUAGCCCGUUGAAACGUUUUCGAAGAAACUCGAUCGACCUUUUCGAACUUUUUUCCAACACACCAUUCUCGACGGAUGGAAUUGCGCUACUCUCGGUGAUAUCUAAUUUCUCCCGGUGUUUUUCUUGUACCAUAGUUCCUCGAUCGAUUCGAAGAGAAACGCGAGAGAAUAUGUUCCUUGGGAAUAUAUUUCGAGGAUUAUUCCUUUCGGAAUAUUUUUUAAUGGAAAACGGAUCGAAUAGAUCAGACGGGU
Molecule: messenger RNA, 3383 nt
Organism: Apis laboriosa (Himalayan honeybee)
Lineage: Eukaryota; Metazoa; Arthropoda; Insecta; Hymenoptera; Apidae
Product: homeotic protein empty spiracles-like
Exons: 3
Coding region: 597-1946 (449 amino acids)
Biological process (GO): regulation of DNA-templated transcription; central nervous system development; brain development
Molecular function (GO): DNA binding; DNA-binding transcription factor activity, RNA polymerase II-specific
Source: RefSeq, a predicted model, not a curated record